AAGGUCUGAGGGGUGGGGGUACGACCUGGGCGCAGGAGAGGUGUGGAUGGAGAGGGUAGAUUCCUUCCUGCUGGAACGGCCUUGUUAGCAAGGCCCUUCUUAGCAAGAAGGGGUAAGCGGGGAGUUUCUUGGACCUGACUGAAGGAGGGGAAGGGCUUUCUUGGCCGAAGACUGGAGGUUAGACCUUGGGUGAAUUUCCGAGAGUCUAGAGUAGCUUCUACAAUUAAGUGUAACGGUGGCGCCGGAAAGCUGUGAGGGUCUCCUUUGAAAAAUCCACACAACCCCCCACCCCCGUGAGACGAAUGACACACUUCUGAAUGGAAAUGAGUGUUGAAAAGAUCACGGGAUGGUAGAGACUCGGUCUGGCCAUUUUGGUGUUUUUUUCACAUGCUCCUGCUCCUCUGUUUGCCACGAAUGGUUUCUGUAAGUCCAAGAGGUGAAAAGGAAGCCCAUCGUCUUCGCCAGUUACAGUUAGUCAAUAUGUUUCCAUUGACGGAGGAAAACAAGCAUGUGGCCCAGUUAUUGCUCAGUACUGGUACCUGUCCAAGAUGUAUUUUCAGAUUCUGUGGUGUGGAUUUUCAUGCGCCUUACAAACUUCCCUACAAGGACUUGCUCAAUGAACUACAGAAAUUUCUGGAAACUGAAAAAGAUGAAUUAAUUUUGGAAGUUCCAAACCCACCUCCCAAGAAAAUUCGACUACAAGAACUAGAAGAUGGGAUUGAUGGGAUUGAUAAUCUGAGUCAGAAUGGAGAGGGAAGGGUCUCCAUUAUUGAAGAUGGUAGCAUUGCUUCCAAGAACUCAAAUUUAAAUGUGUGCAAUGUGUGUCUAGGAAUUCUUCAAGAAUUCUGUGAAAAAGAGUUCAUUAAAAAGGUGUGCCAAAAAGUUGAGGCCUCUGGGUUUGAAUUUACCAACUUGGUAUUUUCGGUCUCCUUUCCACCACAACUAUCUGUAAGAGAGCAUGCUGCAUGGUUGCUGGUAAAACAGGAAAUGGGAAAACAGAGUCUGUCUCUGGGAAGAAAUGAUAUUGUUCAGCUGAAAGAAGCCUACAAAUGGAUAACUCACCCGCUAAUUUCAGAGGAACUGGGUGUUCCCAUUGAUGGAAAGAGCUUGUUUGAAGUGAGUGUGGUCUUUGCUCACCCAGAAACAGUUGAGGAUUGCCACUUCCUACGUGUGAUAUGCCCAGAUUGCUUCAAGCCAGCCAAAAACAAACAGUCAGUGUUCACUAGAAUGGCAGUUAUGAAAGCGUUGAAUAAGAUAAAAGAAGAGGAUUUCCUCAAGCAGUUUCCUUGUCCUCCAAACUCACCAAAGGCUGUUUGCACUGUUCUUGAAAUUGAGUGUGCUCAUGGUGCUGUUUUUGUGGCUGGGAGAUAUAAUAAAUAUUCUAGGAAUCUACCACAGACUCCUUGGAUAAUUGAUGGAGAAAGGAAGCUGGAAUCUUCAGUGGAAGAAUUAAUCUCAGAUCAUCUUUUGGCAGUAUUCAAAGCAGAGAGCUUUAAUUUUUCCUCCUCUGGAAGAGAAGAUGUAGACGUGAGAACAUUAGGAAAUGGAAGGCCCUUUGCAAUUGAGCUGGUGAAUCCUCAUAGAGUACAUUUCACUUCACAAGAAAUUAAGGAACUUCAGCAGAAAAUUAAUAAUUCAUCUAACAAAAUCCAAGUCCGUGACUUGCAGCUUGUCACAAGAGAGGCAAUAGGACAUAUGAAAGAAGGUGAAGAAGAAAAGACCAAGUCCUAUAGUGCCUUAAUAUGGACAAAUAACACCAUACAGAAGAAAGACAUUGAAUUCCUAAAUGACAUAAAGGAGUUAAAGAUCGACCAGAAAACACCUCUGCGGGUCCUUCACCGGAGGCCCCUGGCUGUGAGAACUCGCAUCAUUCACUCCAUGGAGUCACACUAUGUGGAUGACCAUCAUUUCCGCCUCUAUCUGAAGACUCAAGCUGGAACUUCAUAUGACUUACAUCUCAUCUUUCUGGAAAUGAAUAAGAACCAUUCUGGCCCUUUUAACUGGUUGUUCUGGUCAUCUCCUCUCGUCAUUGCUACUCGGAAGUAGCAUUCUUGAAAGAGAAAAAGGAUAACAAAUGUUGAUCUGUAGAUGUUGACUGGCCCCCUGCUCUGGAUGACUAGCUUUCAAAUGUGGAAACAGAGUAGGGUUUUCGUGGAAUGAUGCAGACCUCCAUUCAGCAUACACUGUAUAAUGGCUAUUUACUCACCAUUGCAGUGUCUUGGAAACCAUUUGGAUCAUGUUGAUCUAUGUAUUUUAAAACCUUUUGUAACAUCUCA
Mustela lutreola (European mink) is the source of this 2276-nucleotide messenger RNA. RefSeq names its product pseudouridine synthase 10 (gene PUS10). Gene Ontology annotation, molecular function: RNA binding; pseudouridine synthase activity. Gene Ontology annotation, biological process: tRNA pseudouridine synthesis. NCBI's taxonomy places the organism in Eukaryota, Metazoa, Chordata, Mammalia, Carnivora, Mustelidae. The record is from RefSeq and is a predicted model, not a curated record. Bases 388 to 2046 code for a protein of 552 amino acids. The transcript is spliced from 18 exons.